UGAACAAACGAGGGCGCUGUUCAAAAUGUAAGAUGGCAGCGCCCAUGUGCAUGAGCGGAUUCAGGUGAGCGUUGCACGGCCGGGCCGGGUGAGGAAUGUUAAGGGUAAGAAGAUUUCUAAGCACCUCGACCAAGAUCUUUCAGCAGAGGAACGUGGUACCUUAUUGUAACAUGGAAAGUAGAGAGAGUCCAGUUCCUUCCAGACAAGGCCAUGCAUCACUGGCGGACUGCAAGUCAGAAGAAACUAGUGCCACCAAUGACCAGGAUAUCCUUGGCUCACCUAUUGGAUUCAUUCAGUCGUGUUUCAAGAGUAAGAAUGGAACGCCCCGGCAGCCAUCAGUCUGUGCGUUUUCAAGAGCAAAGCUGACAGUGUUGAAGGAAGUCUUCCCCAAUCCGGAACAUUCCAUUCAGGGUUUAGGUCAAUUUUCCCAUGUAUGGAUAUUGUUCAUCUUCCACAAGAAUGGCGAUCGGAAGUUCACCAAGGCCAAAGUCAAGCCGCCUCGUUUGGAUGGAGCCAAGGUUGGGGUAUUUGCGAGUCGCAGUCCGCAUCGACCCAAUCCUAUCGGCCUGACCUUAGCCAAGCUGGAUAGAAUUCAAGGCAGUACCUUGCAUCUGUCCGGUGUUGAUAUCAUCGAUGGCACACCAGUUCUUGACAUCAAGCCAUAUGUGCCAUCCUAUGAUAAUCCUGAUUGUAUUCAACAUGGUCGGUCGUCGUUUAUUAACUCUGGUUGUGUGCCCGAUAAUUCUGAAGCAACUCCCAAGGAUGAAUUAUUAAGGGAUAGUCAGGGUGAUACUAAGGAGGCAGUGUCUACAGAAGGAAGAGAAGUGGCUGGACAAAACCUGUCGGUGUGCAGUCAAGGAUCAACCAAGAAUCGGAAACGAGUUGUGCCAAACACUCAAGACAGACUGAAUGAGUCGGCAGGGUCCAGUGUGACCUCAGACGGCAAGGCCCACAGGCAAAUAUCAGCAAGUGCUAACACUGGAGGGGAGAGGGACAAUGAAUAUUCACAAGGUUCAGAGGUCGGAGUAGCUGAUUGGAUCCACUGUCCACCAAUUAGGACGCUGGAUGUUAGGUUCACUGCACAUGCGGAAGCAGAACUGGGGAAGUUCAAGAAAGAAAGUAGUGAUCCAAAUUUCCAGCUAGAAUUCCUUCUGGACCAGCAAGAGGCUAAGCAAGCCAUCUGCAAGAUUCUGGAGGCUGACCCGAGAUCAACCUACCGUCGGAAUAACUGUCAGGACCGGCUGUACUUCUUCACGGUUGACACGCUUCACGUGACCUGCUGGUUCGGCAGUGACUUUGUGGAAGUGGUACGUGUUCAACCUGUCAGCUCUGCUGAUAUCCCAUGAUCUGGCAAAAUUGGAAUCUCACGGACCAGAAUUUCUAUCAGAUGUCGCCUCCAUAUCCCCCGUUUUGGAUUUGGGACUUCUUUAUCUUGUUGACUGUUCAUUUUUUCCCCCAGAACUUAAUAAACCAUGAUCGAGUGAUAUUUUUUUCAUGGGCUGUGUUGUUGU
Molecule: messenger RNA, 1511 nt
Organism: Patiria miniata (bat star)
Lineage: Eukaryota; Metazoa; Echinodermata; Asteroidea; Valvatida; Asterinidae
Gene: trmo
Product: tRNA (adenine(37)-N6)-methyltransferase-like
Exons: 5
Coding region: 96-1346 (416 amino acids)
Source: RefSeq, a predicted model, not a curated record